AAUGGUGGAGAUUAUGGAGAAAGAAAUCAAGAUGGAAGAGAUGAAUUUUGAAAUAUGUUAUAUAAAAGAAGAGGAACAGGAGGACGACUUAAAAAUGGAAAAUACUGAUAAAUUGUUCACUGCCCUUGAUGACCUCUUGCAGCCUAGCCUGAAGGAAACUAGGAAAAGAAAACGUGAAAUUGUUGAAUAUUCCUGUUCUGAGUGUGACUUUUUAGCAACUGAAGCACACAAUCUUAAGACGCACUUUGAUAGAAAACAUAGACGUAUUAGAUAUCCCUGUAAUCAAUGUGACCAUGCAGCCACCACAUCACACAAUUUAAACUUACACAUCAAGAGUAAACAUGACGGAGUGAGGUAUCCGUGUAAUGAGUGUAAAUACUCUGCGACCAGAGCAUUUGAUCUGAAGAAACAUUUUGCUAGUCAACAUAAGGGAAUGAGAUAUCCUUGCGUUCAAUGUGAUUUUACGGCUAGAACAUCAAAUAAGCUAAAGCUACAUAUUGCGAGAAAGCAUACCGAAUAUUCAUGUUCAAAAUGUGAUUUUACGUCUGAUUCAUUAAAAAAUCUGAAGAUGCACAUCCAGAGUAAACAUGAGAAGGUAAGAUAUCCAUGUAAUCAAUGUGACCAUGCAGCGACUUCACCACAGAAUUUGAAUUCACAUAUUAGGAGUAAACACUUGGGUGUAAAGUAUCCAUGUAGUGAGUGUAAGUACUCUGCGACCAGGGCAUUUGAUCUAAAGAAACAUUUUGCAAGUCAGCAUGAGGGAAUGAGAUAUCCUUGCGAUAAAUGUGAUUUUAGGGCUACUAACUCACAUAAGCUAAAGCUACAUAUUGCAAGAAAACAUGUAGGAUACUAAUGUUCAAAAUGUGAUUAUACAUCUGAUUCAUUGAAAAAUGUAAAUAUGCAUAUUCAGAGUAAACACGAGAGAGCAAGAUAUCCAUGUAAACAAUGUGACCAUGCAGCCGCUUCACCACAGAAUUUAAAUUCACAUAUAAAGACACAACACAUUGGGAGUGAAGUAUCCUUGCACUAAGUGUGAUUUUUCUACGACUAGAGCAUAUGAUCUCAAGGUACAUGUUAAAAGUAAGCACAAUGAAGUGAGAUAUCCAUGCAAUAUAUGUGAUUGCACUGCUUCCACAGCCAGCAAUCUAAAGCAACAUAUUAAAACCAAACAUAAAGAAAUGCAACGCUUCUAUUCAAACUCUAAUCAAUCCACAUUUCACAUUAGAGUCAAUUAAUGAAUCUACAGUUCACACUGAAAAUAUCGGAGUUCAUUCGGUCUACAAUUUAAAUUCAAGAUAUCGGAGUUGGGUUCAAUCAAUUCACAGUUGACAUAAUAUAUGUCAGAAUUGUGUCCAAUCAAUCAAUUCACAGUUCUAACUGGAGAUGUAGGAGUUGUGAUCAAUCAAAUUAUUAAUUAAUAAAUCAAUCAAUCUACAAUAAAACUUAAGAUUUCGGAGUUGUGUCCAAGCAAUCAUUCUACAAUUUAAACUAGAGAUGUAGAUGUGCUCAAUCAAUCAAUCCACAGUUUUCACUGCAGAUGUCUGAGCUGUAUUCAGUCAGUCAGCCAAUCAAUCAAUCUUAAUUCUGUUCGUACUAACUUAAUACGCUUGGGGGAAAUUAUGUACAUAUAUCAACGUAAGGAAAUAUUAUAUACUGUUAUGCAAUGAGAAAUUUCUUAUUUUUUUAUAAAGAGAGAAAUCUAAUUUGAAUUCCUAAAUUUAUACUAUGAUAUAAAUAAUGAGCGGUAGGAUUUCGUGUUGUGCUAUUGGAUCGGUGGAUCGGUAAAUCCAUUGAACAAUCCAGAGAUGUUUAUAAGGUUGUUCAAGGAUUGGAAGACUUAAAGGGACUAUGAACGUAAUUUAAAGUGACCCUUUAUUAAACAUGAUAGUGCCCGACUCACAUUGGUACCCUUGAAACCUUUAUCUUAUUUAAAAUAGAGGGUCACUUGAAAUUAUGCUUACAGUCCCUUUAAGCUGCAAAUAAUUCUGCGAUGAUAAAUUUUAGAAAUGCUAUCUCUACAUAGUCAUGAAAUGAUUUGCUUACUUUUAUUGCGUCAUUUAUUGUUAAAAACUCGAAAUUAUUUAUUCCAUUAUAUCAAAGAACCUAAUUUCAGAUAAAAUGAAUAUAAUGCGGGAAAAAAAGAUUAAACACCUGGAUUUAAAGGAGGUGUCUGCUACAGAGACGGCGUUUAUUCAAGAAGAUGGGAUAAAGAUUGAGUGUGCAGAUGUUCAAGUGGAGUCGGCAGAUGAAAAUGAUCCUUUAUCCUCCCAAGUCUAAAUAUUCUUGUGAUGACUGGAGAUAUUCCUCUUCAAACGUUCAAACUUGAUGAAACACAUUGUCAGUAAACAGGAUGAAGAUCCAGUAUUUCCUUGUGAUUGGUGCAAGUCUGACUUUGGUACAGAGAAAGCGUUCAUCUGGAUUCUUUAUUUUCUUGCGACGACUGUGAUUAUAUUGGCACCUCGGCAGCAAGUUUAAGAUAGAAUGGCAGAGGGUAUGAAAGAAGAAGAAGAAGAAAUGGAAGAUGUAAAAGUAAAAGAGGAGGAAGAGUGUAGUUCUUUUCUUAAUCAGGAACCACUAGUAAAACUGGAAGAUACAGAAGACAUGAUGACGUUCAUAGGAUAUCCUCUUCAGUCUAAUCAAGCCAGAACUAACAAGAUCGAACGGGAAGUUGUACAUUAUUCAUGUAGUUUGUGCGAUUAUGUGGCAACUCAAGCUGGUAACUUGAAGAGACACAUUGAAGUUAAACACAACGAAGUGAAAUAUCUGUGUGAUAAAUGUGAUUUCGCUACUUUCAGGCGAGAUACUCUCAAGGUUCAUAUUGAGAGUAUUCAUGACGGAUUGAGAUAUCCAUGUGCCGAAUGUGAAUAUGUUGCCACCACAACAAGAAAUCUGGAAAGACACAAUUUGAGUAAACAUUUAGGCGUGAGACAUCCUUGUAGUGAAUGCGACUUUGCUUCUACAACAGCCAGUAGUUUGAAGAAGCAUUUUGAGGGGGUACAUCAGGGGGUGAGAUAUCCCUGUAACACAUGUGAUUAUGUGUCGUUAACAGCUUUGAAUCUGAAAAGACACAUUGAAAGUAAACAUGAGGGAAUAAGGUAUCCUUGUGAUCAAUGUAAUUAUGCUGGAACUCGACCUAGUGAUCUUAGGAAUCAUAUUAAGUCUCAGCACGAAGGUAGACGAUUUUCUUGUGUUCAAUGUGAAUACACUGCAUCAAAUGGUGGUAAUCUGAAGAAGCAUGUUGAAAGUAAACACGAAGGAAUUAGAUAUCCAUGUGACUAUUGUGAAUACGUGGCACAAAAUAAGCACCACCUAAAGAGGCAUAUUAAAAGAAAACAUGACGAAAUAAGCAAACUCAAUUCAAUCCCAUGAAUAUAUGAAGCAUUAUGUAUUUUGUUUUUUCCUUAACACAUUUUUAUCGCUUUU
Eurytemora carolleeae is the source of this 3423-nucleotide messenger RNA. RefSeq names its product transcriptional repressor CTCF. The coding region runs from base 2482 to 3369 and encodes 295 amino acids. Lineage: Eukaryota; Metazoa; Arthropoda; Copepoda; Calanoida; Temoridae. The transcript has 5 exons. The record is from RefSeq and is a predicted model, not a curated record. Gene Ontology annotation, biological process: regulation of gene expression. Gene Ontology annotation, cellular component: nucleus.